Molecule: messenger RNA, 888 nt
Organism: Drechmeria coniospora
Lineage: Eukaryota; Fungi; Ascomycota; Sordariomycetes; Hypocreales; Ophiocordycipitaceae
Exons: 5
Coding region: 1-888 (295 amino acids)
Biological process (GO): protein folding
Cellular component (GO): endoplasmic reticulum membrane
Source: RefSeq, a predicted model, not a curated record
AUGGGGUCAACAGCCUUUGGCAAUUUCUACGACUUUUGCAGAGACUCGACCUUGCCGGUCUGCAAUCUUCUCUCCACGAGUCACAACCAGGACGGGCCAUGGGGAGGCUGUAGAUUGACGGGGAUCCCGCUGUCUGGCGGUCGCUACUUGGGAAACCUGGGAUCGAUUCUCCUCUGUGCAGUCGCCAUCGCCACGACUGGUUUUCUGUUGCUAAAGUCGGAGAAGAAGCGGGCGGCGGUCGGCCGACGAGAGAUGCAAUUGUUUCUCUUCGUCUACAUCAUCAUCAGCAUAUGCGAAAUCUUCUCCGUCGGCCUUUUCCCUCUCAACGAAUCGGUCCGAAUAGUCUUCUCCGCCAUUCACAUUGGCAUGAUCAUCGCCGGCACGUGGAUCUUGAUGCUCAAUGCGCUUGUCGGCUAUCAGCUCAUCGAUGACGGCACGCCCUUGUCCAUGGGCGUCCUCAUCGUCUCCGCCGCCGCCUUGUUCAUCGGCACCGGCUACAUCGCCCUCGACACGGGCUUUUCCUGGACAAACUAUUGGGACAGCAGCUACCGGCCACCGAACCGAAACAUCGCCCUCUACGUCCUGUAUCAGCUGAUACCCCUCAUCUUCCUCGUCGCCUUUUUCGUCCUCGAGACCAUCCUCGUCCUCGUCGUCCUCGGCGAGGUGCGGCCGAUGAUCUACCUGACGGCCGCCGCCCUCCUGUUCGCCCUCGGCCAAAUCUUCAACUACGCCAUCAGCAAGUACAUAUGCAGCGGCACCGGCGGCAAGAUUGACGGCGCUCUCUUCGAGACCUUCUUCACCCUCCUUUCCGUCGUCAUGGUCUGGAUCUUUUGGUCGAGCAUCACCGAGGAUGACUGGCCCAUACAGAGCACGGCGACGUACCCAUGA